GUGGGUGGAAAGUCGCUGACUGGGUUUGGCGUUUCGGGCAAUGUCGGGGCUGGGGGACUAAGAGCUGACGCCGAGACACUUGAAUUAGCUUUAGCAGAAGAGAAAUGGAGGAGCCAUAGAACAUUAAGGAUGAAUUCAGGAAGGCCUGAGACCAUGGAAAACUUGCCUGCUCUCUACACUAUUUUCCAAGGAGAGGUUGCUAUGGUGACAGACUAUGGAGCCUUUAUCAAAAUCCCAGGCUGUCGGAAGCAAGGUCUGGUCCAUCGAACUCACAUGUCAUCCUGUCGGGUGGAUAAACCCUCUGAGAUAGUAGAUGUCGGAGACAAAGUGUGGGUGAAGCUUAUUGGCCGAGAGAUGAAAAAUGAUAGGAUAAAAGUAUCCCUCUCCAUGAAAGUUGUCAACCAAGGGACUGGGAAAGACCUUGAUCCCAACAACGUUAUCAUUGAGCAAGAAGAGAGGCGGAGGCGGUCCUUCCAGGAUUACACUGGGCAGAAGAUAACCCUUGAGGCCGUCCUGAACACUACUUGCAAGAAGUGUGGCUGUAAAGGCCACUUUGCAAAAGAUUGUUUCAUGCAACCAGGUGGGACCAAAUACUCUCUGAUACCUGAUGAGGAAGAGGAGAAGGAAGAGGCAAAGUCAGCAGAGUUUGAGAAGCCUGACCCCACGAGGAAUUCUAGAAAAAGAAAGAAGGAAAAGAAGAAAAAGAAACACAGAGAUAGGAAGUCAUCUGACUCUGAGAGCUCAGACUCUGAGAGUGAUACAGGCAAGAAGGCGAGGCACACAUCAAAAGACAGCAAGGCAGCAAAGAAGAAGAAGAAGAAGAAGAAGCACAAGAAGAAGCACAAGGAGUGAGAGUAGGAAGAGGAGAGGGGGUGGUUGAGAGUAAGGAAACAGGAGCCUUGUGCCCUAAAGCCCUGGCUCUGGAAAGACUCAGUAGUGAGAACAUGGCCUCCCACCCCACUGACUUCGCUCCCAUGGGAGAUGGCUUCCCCUCAUGCAGCAGGCAGGUUUGGAAAUUAGAGGUCAAAAGCAGCUGCCUGAUUGAGUUUUCCUUAUUACUCCUGGUCCCUUUGCAAGUGAACCCUGCAGCUCACCCAUUCAUUCACUCAACUUCCUUCAUUCAGCAGGAGUUCCUAUUACCCUCUCCAGCUGCCACUGCCAGAGCCAGAUUCCUGUACAGGAGUCCAGGCUAGAGCCACAGGUACUGCUGUGGAGCUGAGUCUGGCUAUUGUUGGAGAACAGAGUGAUUGGCACCUUACUGUUGGUCUGUCCUGGGUCAAUUGGGUGGUCUCUGCUGCAUCUAACCCCGGGUGCAAAGGAAGACUGGCAGUUAAGAGGGAGGACAACAUGGUACAAAGUGGUACUCACUUUUUCCAUUCCCCCUCACAUAGUUCUGUGCUAGAACUGACAGCCAAUGGCCACAGCCAGAAAGGAUUUGCAGUGUGACUUAGCUUGUGUAUGACAUUCCUGCAGACCACUGAACCAGAUAGCUGAAGCCAAUAUCAUUGUUCUGUUUUGUAUUUACUACUGUGAGUCAUUUGGUUCCACUUCAGGUCUCUGCUUAAAUUCCUGGCACUAAAUGGAAGUGUGUUUGGUUUUAAACUUACUGAAAGUUUUUUUCUAAUAUGAAGGCAUACGUUUUAUUUUAACACGCUCGGGAGGGGCAAUGCAUAGGGGAAUUGCAAGAGUAAUUUUCCCUGAAGGUUCUUAUUCCUAUAAUCCUUCUUCCUGGGUAACUUACAGACUUAGUCACUGAGCCUGCAUUAGUUGACAGAAAACCAUUUAAUAUGUUACUUUAGACCUUGGAGAGAAGCCCAGCUGAGGUACAGAGCCAGUCCCAGCCUUCUUGGGAGAUUAAUAAUAAGCCCUCCCUUCUGUAAUGACAGAUGAAUUACCUCUUCCCCAAAGUCCGUUAGAGAACCAGUAAGAAUUUGUAACCACGAGUACUGGCUUGAUGCAUAGCUGUGAGUUCAGCAAUCAUCUUGGCCAGUGGCCAUUUUCUUCCACUACCAUGGCACAAGACUGGAUCCUGUGUCCUGAGCCUGCAUUCUGGAAAGGGAGAGUCCACAGCAUUUCACAGAGAAGAGGCAGACCCAAGAGUAUUCAGUGCAGGAUAGGCCUGAGAUGACAGUUCAGUAGCCAAGUCUGGGGAAGCCCCAGCACUGACUGGAAUAGCUCAUUUGACCAUGAGGGCAGUGUAAAGGCAAGGUGUAGAUACAGCUGUUUUAUUAUUGAAUGUGUAUAAUGUGAUCGGCCAGUGCUUCUUCCAUAGUAACCUUCAGGCAGUCAUCUCAGCCCACUGUCUAACACACAUAGGAAACCUGUUAUAUCACCAAAGUCAAAGAGGCAACUGGGUGUCCUUGGCUCUGCUUUAUUAACCUCAGCACCCUUUGGAUGCACUUAAAAAGAAACAAACCAGAUACUCAAUGGGAACUGGAUCUGGAUCCAGGCUGGUGGCACCUGACCCCAGAAGAAUUCCUCAGCCAAGAUGAAUUUAUACAAAAUGCCAGAGGAAAAAAAUGAGGCAAUGUGGUACUGAGUCGAGGGGUAGCCGAUUGGCGGAGGAGCAGUCAAUGAUGGCACAGGCAGGUCAUGCCUCUUUCUCAUAAGUGCGAGUGCUAACUGCACUGCCGUGGGUGAGUGUCUGAAAGAAAAGACAGAGUCAGGAGGGGGUGGACCAAGGAAGGCAGUUGCGGGCACUCUCCACGCCCUUCAUCCUGGUAAUUAUCACUUAAGUACCUACUAUGUGCCAGGCAUUUCACGUUUUUUCUUUCUGAUAGGUAUGGCAAGUCUUUAGGUAGGCAUUAUUAUUCCUAUUUUAGAUAUUUGGAAAAACGAUCUUUGAGAGAGGAAGUAAUUUGGUCAAGAUCCUAUUGUUUCUCUUUCCCCUGAAGCAAUCAGUUUCCUUCAUUUUUAGUGCCUAAGGUGGUGCCUGGCAUAUACUAGACAAAUAGGUGAAUAAAAAUGUCCAGAAACUCUUGAGAAAGGACUGUGUUAGGCCACCAGUUCUCCAUCCCGUCCCUAACUUAGGGUAUAGCACCAGGGCCUGAACCCUGAACCCCCUCCAUCCAGCCUGGCAUCAUAGAACCACCAGGCCCAUGGCUUCACCAUAGUCCAAUUGCCCACUAAGAAUUUGGUUCUGCGUAUCACAUCCCCAAAGCUAGGCACCUCAUUCCUACCUCCAAGUGAGUGCAAGAAUGCAGUUUGUAGGUUACAAUGACCCAGAAGGUCUGUAGCAAAGGUGCCAAGGUGAAAGUCCCUACAAGGUUAGGAGGCAGAAACCACAGGUAAUUUGCUCUCUGUCCCUGGGUCUUGGGGAAGUUCAGUCAAAGCUAUGUUCUCCAAGUGAAGUCUUCAAGUUUGUCCCUGAACAGAUCUGCUGGCCUGGUUGUGUUACUUCCUACCCAGGCAGUACGUACUUGCAGAAGGCCAGACAUACAGAGUACUGAAGAGGUGGACUGGAAUGGGCAAGAAAGGACUGAGCUGUCAGUCAGUGCCCCCACCAGCCACCAGCCUUCCCUGCAUGUGGCAAUGCAGUCCUGGGAAAGAGAGGGAAGGGAACACUGUGAUGAGAGAUGGGAGCCUCUCCUAGAGGGCCUGGGAUCAGAUUUGGCCCUCAUGCUUUUUACCUUUUCCUGGGGCGAGGUAAAGCGGAAACACAGAAGGAGGAAACUAAGGAUAUGGAGCAACCUGCUGUAUUCCUCCCACCUCAAUGAUACAGUGAUGCUUUGUGCUAUGUGUACACUCUUUCAGACUUCCCAGCAGCCCUACAGGGUUGGUUAUUAAUACCCAUUUUAGGGCUGGUCAGUUGGAACAUGGUGCUGAUAACACCAAGGUCAGCCACAGGAAAAAAAAACAUGUUUACACUUGCACUUGAAGUGACUUGUCCAAAGUCAUGCAGCCCGUAACCUGAGAUUGAACCUAGGCCUGUGUGAAUCCAGAGCAACUACAGAGAAAAAAUUCCCACCUAAUACCAACCCAACCCCAAUAUCACCUCUCUUGUCCCAGCUUCUGUGGUUCUCAGGGGAGAACCUUGGCUUUUUAAUAAAACAAGCUUGACCGAA
Cynocephalus volans (Philippine flying lemur) is the source of this 4064-nucleotide messenger RNA. It is a transcript of the gene ZCCHC17, whose product is annotated as zinc finger CCHC-type containing 17. The coding region runs from base 130 to 852 and encodes 240 amino acids. Gene Ontology annotation, molecular function: RNA binding; zinc ion binding. Gene Ontology annotation, biological process: RNA stabilization. Lineage: Eukaryota; Metazoa; Chordata; Mammalia; Dermoptera; Cynocephalidae. The record is from RefSeq and is a predicted model, not a curated record. The transcript has 8 exons.